UAAUAACUACAAUUAUCAGGUAGCGGCAGCAAAGCUUUGAGAGUUCUCUUCAUACCCUAGCAACAACUCUCUUACAUACCUGGAAGUGCGAUUACUAGGUGACGACGGCAUCUUUCUAAUUCAUACCACAAAGAGAAUCUAUUGCGAAAAUGUCGUUCGGUGGCCAGACUCCAACGAUCAUUGUGCUGAAGGAGGGUAGGUACUUCAGAUAUUGCCUUUACCACAGAUGAUACUGACAUAAGUGUGUAAUGCAGGUACGGAUUCAUCGCAGGGAAAGGGACAGAUUAUUAGCAACAUAAAUGCUUGUUUAGCUGUCCAAAACACAAUACGGAGUACUUUGGGGCCAUAUGGCGGGGAUUUAUUACUUGUUGAUGAAAAUGGACGACAAACUAUCACUAAUGAUGGUGCUACUGUUAUGAAGGUGAGUUUCUGCCCACCAGAAAUCCAUGUAUACUGUGUCUUUGAAAAUCUGACUUUGCGUAGCUACUUGACGUUGUUCACCCCGCUGCACGAAUCCUUACCGAUAUCUCUCGAUCACAAGAUGCCGAAGUUGGAGAUGGAACAACAUCUGUUGUUGUUUUGGCAGGUGAAAUUUUGAAGGAGAUCAAGGAUCAUGUCGAGCAAGGUGUCAGCUCGCAGACAAUUAUUAAGGGACUGAGAAGAGCUUCUGCGAUGGCCGUCAACAAAAUUAAGGAAAUUGCUGUUAAUACAAGUGAGGGUAACCAGAGGGAAACUCUGAUAAAGUUGGCUGGAACUGCUAUGAGCAGUAAGCUAAUCAAGAGAAACACCGGAUUUUUCACAAAGAGUAUGGCCCCUAAAGUCUUGUAGUAGAAAGGCAGAGCUAACAAUACAUAGUGGUUGUUGAUGCAGUCAUGACACUAGAUCAGGAGGAUUUGAACGAGAAACUCAUUGGCAUGAAGAAAAUCCCAGGUGGCUCCCUUACCGACUCACUGUUUGUUAACGGUGUUGCGUUCAAAAAGACCUUCUCAUAUGCCGGAUUUGAACAACAGCCAAAAUCAUUCAAGAACCCUAAAAUCGUGUGCUUAAAUGUCGAAUUGGAGCUCAAGUCCGAGAAAGAUAACGCAGAAGUCCGUGUUGAGCAGGUCUCAGAAUACCAAGCUAUUGUCGAUGCUGAAUGGCAAAUUAUUUACAACAAGAUGGAAGCUCUAUACAAAACUGGCGCAAAGAUUGUCCUUUCCAAGCUACCAAUUGGUGAUCUUGCUACACAAUAUUUUGCAGAUAGAAAUAUUUUCUGUGCCGGCCGUGUAGCAUCUGACGAUCUUGAACGCAUCAUCCAAGCCACAGGAGGAUCUAUUCAAUCUACUUGUUCUGAUAUCCAAUCCGAGCACCUCGGAACCUGCGGUUCAUUCGAAGAGCGUCAAAUUGGUGGUGAACGUUUCAACUUUUUCGAAGACUGUCCCGAAGCAAAGACUUGCACGUUGGUUCUCCGUGGAGGUGCCGAGCAAUUUAUCGCCGAAGUUGAACGUUCCCUCCACGAUGCCAUCAUGAUCGUCAAGCGCGCUAUUAAGAACAACACAAUUGUUGCCGGAGGUGGGGCUUGCGAAAUGGAGGUAUCAGCCUAUCUCCACCAUUACGCCGAUAACAACAUCCGAAACAAACAACAAGCAAUCAUUAAAUCUUUCGCAAAGGCCCUCGAGGUUAUUCCACGUCAACUUUGCGAUAACGCAGGUUUCGAUGCUACAGAUAUCCUCAACAAGCUCCGCGUGGAACAUAGAAAAGGAAAUGUAUGGGCUGGUGUUGAUUUCGUAGGGGAAGGUAUCACAGAUAAUAUGGAAGCAUUCGUUUGGGAACCUGCAUUGGUAAAGGUUAAUGCCAUACAAGCAGCAACCGAAGCUAGUUGUUUGAUUUUGAGCGUGGACGAGACCAUUAGGAAUGAAGAGAGCGCGCAGCCACAAGCUCCACAAAGAGGUUUACCUCCGGGAGCAGCGCAAAGAGCAUUGAGGGGUAGAGGAAGAGGUAUGCCGAGACGAUAAAUGAUAAAUGGCAAGGAGGGAUCAUGAUUCAUGAAUGAUGCAGGGGAAUCAAGGGGCAUGCAUGAUGGACGAGUACAAAAUCUGAUAUGUAGAUGAUUCUUCUAUGAUAUGAUAUCGGAGUGCUGGAUGUAUGAUUAAGUACAUCCUAGCGCCUCAGAAUUCAAAAAGUCCACCCCUCGCUUAUGCCUAAUU
This is a messenger RNA of Sclerotinia trifoliorum, 2186 nucleotides long. NCBI's taxonomy places the organism in Eukaryota, Fungi, Ascomycota, Leotiomycetes, Helotiales, Sclerotiniaceae. The record is from the annotation of a GenBank genome assembly.